Messenger RNA from Amphiprion ocellaris (clown anemonefish), 5507 nucleotides. RefSeq names its product sia-alpha-2,3-Gal-beta-1,4-GlcNAc-R:alpha 2,8-sialyltransferase. Gene Ontology annotation, molecular function: alpha-N-acetylneuraminate alpha-2,8-sialyltransferase activity. The transcript is spliced from 4 exons. Bases 449 to 1570 code for a protein of 373 amino acids. NCBI's taxonomy places the organism in Eukaryota, Metazoa, Chordata, Actinopteri, Pomacentridae. Gene Ontology annotation, biological process: N-glycan processing; oligosaccharide metabolic process. The record is from RefSeq and is a predicted model, not a curated record.
CUCUAUUUCUGUCCCAUUCAAUUUAUUAGCGGACAAUCCCUCCUUUGUGCGCAGCAGCCUGCAUCAGAGCCAGUGAGGGGGUGGAGGCGGUACUGAUGCUGCUGAAGCUGCUGCUGGUGAAACCGGAGGCUCGUCGGUUGUGGCUGCUCGGACGUGUCGACACGCACUUCUGCUCCAUCUCAACGAUUAAACCGGCAGCCUGGAGGGCAGAGCGCAGCAGCGGCAGGCGGAGGAAUGAGAGCAGCAUCUCCACCAUGCGCCCCACCGCAACCAGCAGCACCACCACCAGCAGCAGCAGGAAGCGUCCAUUUUACGCGAUUAUAUGAGCCGAUGAGCGCCCGUUUGUCUGAGCCUCGCAGACCGGCAGCAGCAGUGUGCAGUCCCGGCCAUGACUACAUACUUGUAGGCCCCGACGCAGCUACGUACAGGGAAUGAAAACGCUCCCAAGAUGGUCCGCAUCGCCAAGGCCCUGGGUUUGGUUAUUCUGUGCGUCGCCGUGCUCAUCCUGUCGCUCAUCAGCUACGUGUCUCUGAGGAAAGACAGCCUCUUCGGCCCCUCUAAAUAUUACAUGGGAGGUCCGAGGAUUAUGUUCCACGCAGGCUUUCGGUCUCAGUUUGCCAUGAAUUUCCUGGACCCCUCCUUCAUCCCCUUAACUAAUGCCCUAAACGAGGAGCUGCAAGGAAAACCGUCCAAAUGGAAGUUCAACAAGACUGCGUUUUAUCAGCAGAGGAAAGAUAUCUUCAGCUACAUCGACAUUCCCAACAACUUUUCCCUCACGAAGAACAGCGUCCGCGUCGGCCAGCUGAUGCACUUCGACUACUCCAGCCACAAAUACGUCUUCUCCAUCAGUAACAACUUCAAGUCCCUGCUUCCAGAAACCUCUCCCAUCCACAACAAACACUACAGCAUGUGCGCCGUGGUGGGAAACAGCGGCAUCCUGACAGGCAGCCACUGCGGCCCGGAAAUCGACGAGGCCGACUUUGUCUUCCGCUGCAACUUCGCCCCCACGGAGGUCUACUCCAAGGACGUGGGCAAGAAGACCAACCUGACCACCUUCAACCCCAGCAUCCUAGAGAGGUACUACAACAACCUGCUGACCAUCCAAGACAGGAAUAAUUUCUUCCUCAACCUAAAGAAGCUAGAGGGAGCCAUCCUAUGGAUCCCUGCCUUCUUCCUGCAUACCUCAGCCACAGUAACCCGGACCCUGGUGGACUUCUUUGUGGAGCACAAGGGCCAGCUGAAGGUCGAGCUGGCAUGGCCGGGCAACAUCAUGCAUGAUGUCAACAAAUACUGGAAGACUAAAAACCUGUCUCCCAAACGUCUCAGCACUGGGAUCCUCAUGUACACGCUGGCCUCGGCCAUGUGCGACGAGAUCCACCUCUACGGCUUCUGGCCCUUCGGCUGGGACCCCAACACAGGCAAGGAGCUGCCUUACCACUACUAUGACAAGAAAGGGACCAAAUUCACCACCAAGUGGCAGGAGACCCACCAGCUGCCCAGCGAGUUCAAGCUGCUCUACAAGCUGCACAGGGAAGGCGUGAUCAAACUCGGCCUGACGCACUGCUCUUAGACAUUCGGCGAGUGCUGGACGGUUCAAGAGGGGGCUCCAGAGACUGCGACCCACAUCCAUCAGCUCAGUUCGAACUUCUGUUGUGACACACAUGAUAAGCAUGAUAAGUGUUAAGGCAAUUUAUUAUCAUUCUGCAUAUGCACACUCACGUCUCGCUGUAAUUUCACAUGAAGAUGUCAGGGUCACUCGAGUUGUCAACCACAGCUUUGUUCUUCAUUUGACACAUUGUUGUGUUUGGUAACACAGUUAGGGUACAUUGAUGCUGCUCAGUUGCUUCCAUUACUCUCCUUUGCAUGGCUGCUGGCUGUGGCUAAACAGUUCGAACGGAACAAUUUUACCUGGAGUCCGCAGGGGAUUCAGCUGUGGGAACACAAACAGUCAAAUCUUCCAGUUCUGCUUAAUAUAGAUUGAUUGAUCACCUUUAGAACAGUAUACUGAUUCUGUACACUGAAAUCACUGCCUAAUCUCAGGGAAGGAGUUAGAUCAGUGUUUUUUUGCAAUCAGAUUCAAUGCCUCAAGAGAGGUGCAUUUCCUGUUUUCAGGCCUUCCCCCCCCAUGAGGUGUCAGACAAUCUGCACUGCUCUGGAAGAUGGUAUUUGUUUACAAGACUGUACUCUAUAGAUAUAUAUACACGUGUGUGUCUUUUAUUCUCUGUAGACAGUGCAACUGUCCACUUCAAAUUUUGUUGAGAUUCUUCAAAUUUUUGGAAUAAUAAUCAACAUUCCAACAAUAAGCCAUAAAUUCAUGGACAGACGAUUGUCAUUACAGUACAGAACUGCAGAAAGUGGUGUCAGCCUACAUUAGGUUCUGAGAAUAUAAGACAUUUCAAAUUACAACAAGAUUACAAGUCUGUAGCCACACUAGCAGCAACAUUUAAGUCACAGAGCUUUGAUUUUCCAAAAAUAAGUACAAAAAAAGUAAAAUUUUACAACAGUUAUAUUUAAAUAUCAGGAAUUGUAAGUUUUUUCAAGUUUAGCUAAUACUGUACAAACUGAGCAAGGGCAUUUUUGAAAAUGUUCAUCACUUCUUUAGAAAAUCAGAUUACUUUAAUGUAAUCACAACACGUGAUAGUCAAAAAGUGGGGCAAAUGACAGCUAUUUGUAAUCAAAUGCUAUGUUUGUGUGCAAAGUCUUUUCUACAAGUAAUAAUUGACUAAAAUAAGUAAACUGGGACAUCAAGUCAUUGGUGAAACCCAUAUAUGCCAACUCCCAAAGUCCUUUGUAAAACCACAGUUUUUACACAUAAUUUUUUGUAUAUAAGUGACAAGCAAAAUAUCUUAAAUGUUAAUUAGUGAGCUUUAGAAUUUCUGAUAGUUGGAGUUUAUUACCUUCUGAAAGUGACAGGCUAGCAGUUUCCCUCAGUUUCCAGUCUUUAUGCUAAGCUAAAGGCUAAAAAUGUUGAUUCUCAUAAAAAAAAAUCAACAAAGCAAAUAGGUGAUUUUCUUCAAAAUAAAAACUUGAUAUCGUUUUUCUUAUUUUUUUUUUAAGUUGUUGUUUUUAGGAUUAAAUAGUUCGCUAUUAGUAGCUAGUAUCCAAUUAUGCUAACCCACUCACCAUCAGUUGGUGUAAUGCUGGCAUAGAAUUUGUAAUUUGACUUACAUUGUUUUAUUUUUGUAAAAUAUUAUGUAAAGUUACACAUCAUCGACACAUCAUCUGUUCAGACGUGUCAGAUUCCAUAUUAUCUCUUUUUACUCCUGCAUCAAAAUGAAUGAUAUUAGCAAGCUAACAUUAGCUUAAUCAGUUGUUUAGUUAGCAAGUAGCUAAGCAUUACAUUGGACAGCUUUGUAGGUGAAAAUGUUUACAACAACUAAUAUUUAUGUAACAUCUAGCUUUGUGGUGGCUAAAGGAAACACAACUUGGACAAAAAUUUAGCCUUUCAACCAGAUAGUAACACAGAAAGAAAGACUUUUUAUGUAGAAUUUGAUGUGAAAUAUCAGUUUUUGUGGCUUCUGGCAAAGUAAUGUGUUGAAAUGUUUUUGUGAUUCCAUGAAUGUCUUCGUUCAGAUUGAUUUAUUUGAAAUAAUCACUGACUUUGACAUGAAUAAUGGACAUUUUUCCUCUAAAUGUUUCUCUUCAUGAUAAGAAAUCUGUUAGCUAGUAGCUGACAGCUAUACCGGGCUUGUUUUGAUUAGUGAUGUGUAAAUCUUCACUUAGUAAACACAAGCUUCCCAACUGUUUAAAGUGGCUACAGAAAACAAAACACACAAAGACCACCUUGUGACCUAAAUCAUGCAGCUAGCGUGGCUAACAACAUCAGGAAAUACGGCAUUAAGGACAGAAUUUCUUCAAUUAAAAACUGAUUUUGAGGUUUACCGCUGUUUCAAUUUCAAAAACACUAAACAACAGGAUACACUAUUUAUUACAGAGAUUUUGUUGACUGGAGAAAAGUUAUUUAUUCAUCGUAUAUCAAUUUCAACAUUUGUGGCGUAAAACAGAGAAAUGAAUGAAUGUUAUAUUACGUACUGCAUCUUGUAUAAAGAGCAUGGUCCAUUUAAACGACAUUGCAUGUGAGGCACUAACAAAUCUUUUAGGCUAGUUUUAUACAACCUUUUUGAAGAUUGUUUUGAGGGUAAAAUUUAGUUAUUUGCUAUUGUUUGUAUUCCUGGUGGUGUAUUCCUUAAGAAUACCGCCAGAGUCUUUGUAUGAGAUGUUUGAAGGCUAGAAAAGAACCCUACUGCUAUAUUCCACAUGGGACCAAACCUCUACAGAUCAACUUAAAAAUGAACAAGCUUUAUUUUUUAUAACUGUAGAUAAUCUUGGGUUCAUAAACAGUCAACUCGGUCUUGCCAGACUGAAGCAGGCUGGCUGAGGACGACUCGACCCAAACACUGAAAAGCUGGCCACAUGACCGUCUCAUGACUCUGCAACAUGUGCUCCCCGUUGCAGAAUCUGGCUUAGGCUGAGGUUGAAUACACAGAGCAAUGCAGUCAUUCACACUUGACCAGAUGCAGUGUGCGUUUUUGUUCUCAUUCAGAUUUAGUGCGGGUGGCAUUUACUUGCCAUCGUGUCUCACAAAAAGUGUUUUUCUGUCCGAUUCAAAGUAGUUAACUUGUGCGUCUCAUCUUCACACCACAGUGCAGUCACAACCAUGAAAACACACAUCUGGUGCAGAAGUUAAAACGCAGAAUUUUAGGUCAUGACAUCAUAGAUGUGCAAGUUUCAUUACUGUAGUCCCUUCAUUAGGAAUGUUUUGUAGGUACACCAAAGACAAUGUGUUCAAACUAGAAAUGAUAGACUGAUUUGGGAUUUUGGAAGAUGUAUCACAACUAACAGUAAGUAUUGCUGUCAAGGAAAUACCUUUUUUGAUGUUGGAUUUGAUGUUGAAUAUCAGUUUCUGUGGCUCCUGCCAAAGUAACGUGGUGGAAUUUAUUAUUGACUCCGUGAAUGUCAUCCUUCAGAUUGAUUUGUUUGAAAUGAACAUGAAUGCUGGACAGUUUCCUCCUCCAAAAUGUUUCUCUUAAUGAUCAAAAUCAAUGUUCAGAAUGUGUGUAAAAGAUAAUGAUGCUAACAAAGUCUGUGAGAAUUGUAAUUUCUGAUCAGAAUAAUGGUACAGCUUUUUGUGCAUUACAGUACCUUUAAAUGACCAGAAAGUGAAAUGCAUAAACAUAAAAUGUCUGUAUUCCAAAUUCAGCACUAUACAGGAUUCGUUCCAACAACCCUUUAACAUUCUUGUACCUGUGUUUGGAUCUGCAUGGUGACUUUGUUCCAUAAUGCAUAAAAAAGCUUGGCUGCUUAUGUACAUGUCAUAUAAAAGUCAUAAAUCAUGUAAGGGACUGUGCUAUCUUGGUUGUUCUCACAAAAGCGAUCAUCCGUGUAAGAAACCAUGUCUUAAAUGUUUUUUGAUUAUAUUCCAUGAUAAAUAUACAUUAUGUGCCUGCAUAUUCCUUCCAUCAAUGCCUCAAUGUGUCAAAUAAAAACAGUAUUUUGCUCUGAUGUGA